UAAGAAUGUUAUUCUCUUGUAGAAAUCGGUAAUUCGUGCCUCGUCUGGCUGAGCUGGUCUUCAGGUUCUUGAGGUCUUCGUUCAUGAUUCCGUCUGACCAAACUGCAGAGAAUAAAGAUGUUGUUUUCUCCCAGAGGCCUUCAGUCUACGUUGCUCCUUGUUCUUCUUGGACUAGGCCAUCAUGAUGUGGAGGCUUCAGAAGGAAAACAAGUCAUUCAUAAAAGAGUUGGAGACUCUGUGGUGCUUUCAUCAAAUUUACCAGCUGAAGGGGUCAAAAGGGCAACAUGGAGAUAUGGAGACUCAAAUGUAGCAUUCCAAGGUUCAGGUCCUACUCCAACCAAUCCAUUUAAGGGCAGAUUGGAGUUCAAUGACACAAGUUUUAGUUUAACAAUAAGAGACCUGACUAUUGAAGAUUCUGGUGAAUUCAGUUUGAUCGCAGAGGUCAACGAUAAACAAGUUUCAGUCUUCAUCACUCUGCAAGUUCACGAACCAAUAUCUACAAAUUCCAUUGUGUUUUCCAACGUCACUGAGGCUGGAUCAGAUGGAUUUUGUACAGUUUUUCUGGAGUGCAAAGCAAAUCCUCACAGUGACGUCACCUACAGCUGGACCGUGGGAACCCAAACCAGAAACGGCUCCACACUGCAAUACAGAAUUACACCACAAGAUGGCAACACUACAUUCACCUGCAAAGCCUCCAAUGUUAUCAGUGAGAUGUUAGAAUCCACAACACUGAGAUGUAGCGAAACCACAGGACCCGGUUCUAAUGAAGGAGGUGGUUUUUCUCCCGUCAUGUUUUGGUUUAGGUUGGUUGUCGGGCUUCUUGUUAUCCUAGUGCUGGUCUGGCUGCUUUACGACCAAAGGUUGAAGGAAGUGUUUUGUUCCAGGUUUGAACAGGCGGCAGUAGUCGACCGGGACCCGAGUCAGCUGGAUCUCAACCUCUCACCUCUUCCGGGUGAUGCUUUGGUGUAUGAAAACUCAGGAGGCGCUGCAGAUGCACAAGACGACGAAAACAUCCCACCUCUAUAAGUUCCCAUCAACGACCAGGACAAUCGAUUGAGAACGAGUGGACAAGUUUUAGAAAAGUUGUAUUUUUGUGCCUCUGCUGUCUUCUCAAAACCACAGCCGGCUGUGGAGGACGGUCUCUCACACUGAGCCCGGUUCUGGUUCAGGGUUUGUUUUUUUUUUUUUCCUCUCCACUGUCGCUGCAUACAUGAGCUUGGAAUGACGGGAAAUGAAACAACACAGUGCAACGACGGCCCGCAAUCUGCUGGGUUUCCUUAGACGUAAAACAUUUGAACAAAUUCAAAUAGUAAACCAAACUUGACUUGAUAACGAGGAACAAACAGAAAGUAGGAUUGGAUCGAAUUGUCUUGUUUUACCUAAAGUCAGUUGAGAUGGUGAAAUAUAAAAAACUGAACUGUAAAUGUAAACUGCAGUAUCUCGCAUAAUUGUGAGUCAUUCUUAGUAUUUUGCCUGCUUGUUGCAUUUAGUCACACGUUGGUGUUUUGUGUUUUUGAAAUGAGAAGAAGAACAGACCGUUUAGACAAUUUGCAUAUUUAAUAUCUGUCUCGGGUUUUAUGAUGAAUAGGAUUUGUAUAUUGCUGCAUUAAAUACUUGUUGGCACAUUAAUAUGAAAUGAAUGAUUAUUUUCUUCACCUCUGGUUUAAAGGUUCUUCUGUUGUUUUUUU
Xiphophorus maculatus (southern platyfish) is the source of this 1688-nucleotide messenger RNA. Its product is annotated as SLAM family member 5-like. The transcript is spliced from 9 exons. The record is from RefSeq and is a predicted model, not a curated record. The coding region runs from base 118 to 1026 and encodes 302 amino acids. NCBI's taxonomy places the organism in Eukaryota, Metazoa, Chordata, Actinopteri, Cyprinodontiformes, Poeciliidae.